Metarhizium brunneum ARSEF 3297 is the source of this 246-nucleotide messenger RNA. RefSeq lists its product as uncharacterized. The record is from RefSeq and is a predicted model, not a curated record. Lineage: Eukaryota; Fungi; Ascomycota; Sordariomycetes; Hypocreales; Clavicipitaceae.
AUGCCGCUUAUUGUGCCCGGAAUCACCAGCCAGCCCGGCAAUAAGACUGAAGAAUGGCAAAACAAGCUCGUCGGCAAGAAACUAUCCGACACGGAGCACACAGAGACGCUCUUCUGCAAGAAAGACCUCCCGCAGGAGCACCGCGUCAUUGGGCCCGGCCAGGCCGUCACCAUGGACUUUAAAGAGAACCGGCUCAACGUCCACCUGGACGAUAAGGGUACCGUUUCCCACGUCACCCACGGGUAG